This is a messenger RNA of Prunus avium (sweet cherry), 1460 nucleotides long. Its product is annotated as Homeodomain-like superfamily protein. NCBI's taxonomy places the organism in Eukaryota, Viridiplantae, Streptophyta, Magnoliopsida, Rosales, Rosaceae. The record is from RefSeq and is a predicted model, not a curated record.
CAUCCAAUCCAAUUCAAUCAUUUGACCUUGGAAAAAAAAAUAUUCAAUCAUUUGACGUUGCACUUGUUUAACUUCGGGUUCGAAUUGCGGGUCGUUCCGUACAAAUAAAGCCCAAAUACUGUUUUUAAAAUGUCAAAUACGGGUUCGGAUCCAUUGACUUAAACUUAAAAGGCACCCACCCAAAAUCAACCCUCUCUCAACCAUAACCACCACCGUCACCGCCACCACCACCUCCACAAAACUCAACACAAAAUCCCCCAAUUCCCAUCAAACCCUAACCCUAGACAUCAGAACAAUGUCCACACCACCCCCGCCCUCGCCCACGGCCUCAGCCUCGGCCUCGGUCCCUGCCUCGCCAGUCUCCACCAAGAAGGCCCAGCCUCUGCCAUGGACGCACGAAGAGACGGUGCAGAUGAUCCGGGCCUACCAGGAAAAGUGGUACAAGCUGAGAAGAGGUCCGCUCAAGUCGAGCCAAUGGGAGGAGGUGGCGGUGACGGUGGCGGCUCGAUGCGGCUACGAGCACGCUGAGCAGUCGAAGACCGCCACUCAGUGCCGUCACAAGAUGGAGAAGCUCCGGCAACGGCACCGUACACUGAAGAAGCGCCUCCGGCCCGGGUCGAGAUCGCGUUGGCCCUUCUUCGAGCUCAUGGAGAGCUUGGAGCGCGGGCCCAUGCCCAUCUCCUCCAGACCCAUGGCUGUGAUGCCAUAUCAGCCAGAUGAAGAAGAAGAAGAAGAAGCGCAGCGUCAUGGCGUUGAUGUUGAUGGUGAGGAUGAUGAUGAGGAGAAUUCCAGUAAGGUGCGGAGUAUUGAUUACAUACUACGGAGGCCCACGAUUGUGAAUAGGUUUUCUGGAGGACAAGCCUCGUUUUGGCAGGACACAGCGGCGAUGGCAGCGGCAGCCAAGAGAUCGAGAGACGCGGUGGACGGUGGCGGUGGCUACAAUGGCGAUGUGGUGGAGCCGCCCCAGAUGGGGGGAGAGAUGGCUGUGGAAUUAGCAGACGAAAUUAGGGCUUUUGCGAAUAGGUUCAUUGGGGUUGAGAACACGAGGAUGGAGAUCAUGAAGGAAACAGAGAGGUGUAGAUUGGAGAUGGAGAAGAGGAGGAUUGAUAUGAUUCUGCAAUCCCAGCAAAAGAUUGUUGACUCCAUUGACAAGGCCUUUGGCUCUUCUACCAACAAGUUGAGUAGCUAAUCAUGAUGAUUUGUUGCUCAUUAUCAAGUUAAUCUGUUUUGAAGGUUCAAUCUUUAUUUUUUGUUGUAAACUUAUGAUCUUUUUAGCUGUGUUGUUGUUCCAUUGGAUUUGUAUAGUUGACAGUUGAAACCCAGAAUUUGUAGAAUAGUUCUGGGUCUAAUUUGUUGAGGGAUUCAAUCCCAUUAUGUGCAAUUGUUAUUAUUCUAGUUCUAGUGGUAGUUUUCCUAGCAUAGCUAAUAAAUUUUCAUGCUUUGAUCAGAAACCUUGGGAA